CUGUUGAAUUCAACAUAUCUGGUUCAAUAUUGAAUAUUUCUGAAGGGGAAAGGGCAUACGUAAAGUGUUCAGUCAAAAGCUUGCGCACCUUCAACAUUUCACGGGUGGAACAUACUGAUGAUGGAAACAUGUACCAAAAGCACUGUCUCAUGAAAACAGACUGCGUCAUAGUAAUUGAUGCGUAUCGUAUUUCACAACGGCAUUUGAAUUGCCAGGCCAGCUCUUUACAAACAACCGAACAGGAAACAUUGACAGUUAACAUUUAUGAGAAAUCUGAGCAACGUUUCAACAAACAGGAUACCUCUGGCUCUGGAGGCAACUCGUUUAUCUGGAUCAUUAUAAGUUUUUGUUUAACUGCUGUCCUCAUUGGUGCAUUCAUCGCGGGUUUAGUUGCAAUAAAGAAACUGAAGACCGCUAAAGCACAAUCGGAAGCAAAUCAAGUGAGGCACAGAGGAAAUUUUGGUGGAACGAGGUUUGUAUGUUAAAAUUUCCUUAAUCACUUCGGUCGUCUUUGAAUCUUAAGUAUUUCUUUAUGAGUUUAAAAACAACUACAGUCAAACCUGUGUUACAGACCACAUAUGAACUGAAACCACCUGACUUUAAAGACCACAUGUUUUGUAUCCCAUUUUAACAUUUACAGUGUAUUUUAGCCUGUGAAUAAGGACCACAUCCCAAUAAAGGCCACAUUUUAGCUCUCCCAAGGGUGGUCUUUAUAGACAGGUUUGACUGUAAAUACUUGUUAACAGACCAAAACAUACUUGUUUCUACUAUCGACUUUGAAUAAAUAACUUUUUUACCGAAGUAUGUAUUUUUCAAUCAAAUAUGCAUUUAUCUCACACUCUUUUAUUAUUUGGAUUACAUAUUUUAAAAGUCAAGUGUAUCUAUACAGUUAGUUAUAAGAGCAUUUUUUCUCAAUUUUUACUAAAAUUAUUAUUCUUUUUUUUUGUUGGAUUUAACGUCGCACCGAAACAUGAUAGGUCAUAUAGCGACUUUUCAGCUUUAAUGGUGGAGGAAGACCCCAGGUGUCCCUCCGUGCAUUAUUUCAUCACGAGCGGGCACCUGGGUAGAACCAACGACCUUCCGUAAGCCAGCUGAAUGGCUUCCUCACAUGAAGAAUUCAACGCCCCGAGUGAGGCUCGAACCCACAGCGAUGAGGGGCAAGUAAUUUGAAGUCAGCGACCUUAACCACUCGGCCACGGAGGCCCCAUAAAAUUAUUAUUCUGUUGUAAAUAAUAAGUACUUGUAUUUUUCACAUAUGAAUGUGAACAAUCAAGUAACGUUCCUUGUUGCUUUGAGCAAAGCAUGCUUUAUUGCACAAAGUAAGAAGAUUCCUUUUUUAAUACAACAUAGCUGAUUAUUAUAAACCCUAAUGAAACAA
Molecule: messenger RNA, 1378 nt
Organism: Mercenaria mercenaria
Lineage: Eukaryota; Metazoa; Mollusca; Bivalvia; Venerida; Veneridae
Exons: 3
Coding region: 129-485 (118 amino acids)
Source: RefSeq, a predicted model, not a curated record